Maylandia zebra (zebra mbuna) is the source of this 3043-nucleotide messenger RNA. RefSeq lists its product as uncharacterized. The record is from RefSeq and is a predicted model, not a curated record. Lineage: Eukaryota; Metazoa; Chordata; Actinopteri; Cichliformes; Cichlidae.
UUAGUGUGGUCACUUUAUCCCUGCCUCCUUAUUUUAUCACCAUCUUUUUUUUCCCCCGUGGUAUUCCUCUCACAGAGGGGAGGGGGACAGAGAAAGGCUUGGUUCUGUUGUCAGAUCUGUCAGUCUCGCCACCCCGGCCCCUCCCACCUCAGCAGAGGCAUUACAUACUGCCGCUGCUGCUCGUGCUCUUAGCAACGGUGCCUCGGCAACAGAGCCACGGCAACAGAGCUCCACGGCAACAGCGUGCCGUGUGUCUCCCCAAUGGAGCUGCCAUUGGGCGGACCGGUGCUCAGGCACUACACCCAGAGCAGACCGAGACCUCACCGACAGAAACUGAACUAUCGUCCCAGCAGACCGCAGGAGACAAUAAUCGAGAGUGAAAAUGAAGUCCUUGAGCUCAUGGGGCGUGUGGAUGAAGGAGUUGAAGAGUUCUUUACUAAGAGAGUACUGCCUGCUGAUACACUGAAGCUGCAGGAUGAGGAAUCUAUCACAGUGCACGAAGUGGCUCCUGCCAGCUCUGUCCCUUGUCCGGCCCCGACGAAAACCCUCCGGAGGAAGCUGGGUGAUUUCUUUACGCUCAAAAAGAGGCGAGGUUUGAAAUCAGAGACGAGCCAUGAGGGGCGUCCCAAAAAGGCCUCCAUCGCUGAUCUCAUUCGCCCUCUCAGGGAGGUUGCCAGAUCCGAGAAAGACAAAGACAAAGACCGAGUAAAGGAGCACGACAAGGAAAAUGAAAAGGAGAAAGCAAAAGAGGCUCCCACUGCUGUUUCUGGAGAGCCAGCUGUUCGGGAGACACCUGUUUCUGGCGCUCCGCCGCUGAGGGGCGAAGCAGUGCCUCCCCGCCGAGCUCUCAGAGAGGGGAAGUCCCAGUCUCUCAUUUUGCUAUCUGGCUCAGCAGCAGCGGGGUCGACCAAUGCCAGAAACACAGCAAAGAAACAAUUUGAAGGCCAGAAUAGCUUUGAACAGAAGCUCCAUCUCAUGCUUCAGCGUAUUGGAGUUUCCAAACCCCUGCCAGGAGAGACACAGGAUCAAGAAGGAGAGAUGAAAAAGGCCGAGUCUGAAGGUACCAUCAUUGACAGUAAACCCGAGCCACCUCCCACUUUCUCAAAACCUCGAACGAUGUCUGCAUCAUCAGACACAAGGCAUCAGAUUCGGGCAAGUGUGUCAGCGCAUGAAGGAGCCGGGAAACCCGCUCUGCUUCCAAAGCCGGUUAUCAAACCGGGGCCACCCCCCACAACGUCUGGCCGCAACACACCUGAGAACGAGCUGGCCCAAAUACAGGAAGCAGAGACACACACGCCCACUAAACUCAGCCCAGCCGCAGCGCCGUCACCUCCGGCCACCACCGCUCCCGCUGCACCGACAAUCUCAAACGCGGUCCCCGACUCGACCGACUUUGAAGCUCCCCCUUCGAGUACUGUAACUCCCUCACACGCAGAUGUAUGCACUGACUCUCCUGCAGCAACCUCCGUCCCCGAAACUACGACCGCACCCACAGAGCCCCCUGCCAACGCAUCCGUUACCCCCACCUCCUCAGAGUCUGUUACUCCAAGCCUCGCUGUCACUUCCACUUCAGCAGCAACAGUUGCCGGGCCUUCCAUUACCACCUCGGAAACUGUUUCUGCUCCCAGUCACGAAAGCCCUGUUUCCACGGCAUCAACAAAUCUGUCAGCCAAAUCGACUUUGCCAGAGCCAAAUGGCGUUCUCUCACUUGAUGUUGCUCCUGCUGCUGGUGGUGAUGCAGCUAUUUCUGUCACCACCACAGCUUCUGCGCCCUGCACCAGCGUGUCAGAUGUGCCGCCGGGCUUGUCUACCACCACCACCAUCAGCGAAGUCAGUCAUGAACCAGCUUCAGUCACAUCCAGUAGCUCUUCAACAUUAGUCACUAUGACUACAUCACCUCCCUCUGACUCAAGUGAUGUAAUUACAGUAACAAUUUCACAUGACCCCACCUUUACCGCUUCCUCCACCAUGGUCUCUGCUGCCCUUCCUCCUACCACCUCAGCACCUUCUACUACUCCUACAGCUCAACCUCAACCCCAAUUAUCCACUGACUCCAUUAACUCCGCUUCUUCAUCUACCGCCAUUCACCCAGCCACUACGUCCGUUCCCUCCACCUCUUCUAGUGAAACAAACCCUACAGACACCACUUCCACUGCUACCAGUCUGAACCGAGCAGAAACCACCUCCACCGCUAGUUCGUCAACCUCCGGUGCAAUUAGCUCCCCACUCACGACUGGGUCAGAGCCACCUUUUCCCAACAAUGUUGACACUAAGCUCACACCAACUAUCUCUAGCCUGCCCACUACUGAUAACACAAGUUCUGCUGCACCACCCGCUAGCGAUAGUCCAGGCCAAGAUAACGUAAUCCAGAUAUCUGAUGAGAGAUCCGGUGUAGGGCCUGCAGAAAAAGGCACUGCAGCAGAUGGGGAACAAACAAGCAAAGUACUUGAGGCAGACGAGAAGAAGGAAGUGGUUGACAGUUGGAGCCAGAGUGAGAAACCAACCGUGGCCCAGAGUGAACCGACAACGAAAGAAGAGCGGGAAGAAAGUGUGAAAGCUGAAGCAGACACACCAGCUGAAUCUGCAGCAGUGGAGGAUGGUGAGCGCUGCACAGAGGAAGCAGUGAUAGUGGGUCAAAAGCAAGAGGAAACUAAACCAGUGAGUGAUAAGUGAGGAAAAAAGAAAAUGCUAAACAUGGGACCAACUACUGUGACGGAGGAGGGGGCAGGAGAGGCCACAGUAAAGGGUGAAGCAGAGGGAGGGGAAUGAUGAUCCAUGGCACUUCCUACAGGGACCACCACAUCACAGCAGCACACCACAAAGGGUGGGCCACUGGACCAAAGAACUGAGAUCCCCUCGGUGUGACGUAAUCAACAAAUCCAGCAGUGUCUUUGUCCUUUUUUAACUUAUGUUUGAGGUUUUGCAUUGCACGUGUGAUUAUGUACCAUAAGACAAUUAUUGUGGUAAAAAAAAAAAUACACAAUGUUUACAAUAGAUGGAUAAGAGACAUAGUUAUGACUAUUAAAUGGAGUAUUGAAGUGAC